AUUGGGCAAGUACGAAUCGAUCGCCGGAACAGUGAGAACGUGAAAGUCUACGAAAAGUAUUAGAAAAAUGCAAGCCAAGUUGUGUGUUGUCCUUCUGGCCAUCGGCCUUAGCCAGAUUCUGGCCCUGCCAUCUCCCUCGCUGCAGCUCAACCACCCGAGCACCGACCUCCUGCAGUUCCUCAUGCAAUCCCGGGACCUCGCCAACGACGGCGACCACUCCAUCGAGUGCUUGGGCUACUACAUUCCCCUGAUCAACGCAGAGGUGACCACCUAUGAAACCGAAUUCAAGGCCUGCUUGGAGGAGGCUGCUCUGGAGGUGUCCCAAAUCAACGACAAGACCAAGGAGGAACGCGAUGCCAUCGACGCCUCCGCCCUGAGCUCCUGUGAGGCCCUCAAUGUCUGCAAAGCAAAAGAAGCCGCCGAGGAAUACUUCGAGUGCUACAGCCAAGCCGGCUCAGAAAACACGAAGUCUAUGUUCACCAUCUCUGCUAACGCCUCCGAAUUGCUGGCUCUUGUCAGGGAGGAAGUGCGUCUUAUUCAGGUCAAUGAGUAUGUGUGCACCAACAAGACCCAGAGGGCCUACGCCGAAAACUCUGCUAGUCUCUACGACCAGUUGACCCUCUGCAUUGGUGGUGCUCCCAUUCCGUCGGCAACCACGGAAGCCCCAGUCACGGAAUCCUCGACUGAUUCCUCUACUGUAGAAGAAUCUUCGACUGAUUCCUCCUCAUCUGCUGCCCCAGAAUCUUCGACUGAUUCCUCAUCUACUGAGCCAGAAUCUUCGACUGAUUCGUCGUCUUCUGCCGCUCCAGAAUCUUCAACAGACUCUUCAUCAACGGAGCCAGAGUCCUCGACUGAUUCCUCAUCUGCUACACCAGAAUCCUCGACUGAUUCGUCGUCUGCUGCAUCUGAAUCUUCGACAGACUCUUCAACUGUGGACCCAGAAUCCUCGACUGAAUCCUCAUCUGCUGCCCCAGAAUCAUCGACCAGUUCUGGAGAUGACAAGGAAGCAGCUCCCGAGGAGGACUUGAAAUCGCUGUCUAGUCGCAACAACAAGGACAUUCAGCGCGUUCUGAAGAGCCUGCAGGCCUGGUUCCAGACCCGCUAAGAUAUUGUGGUUAAAAAUCAUCUAAAUAUAAUCAAAGCAAACAAAAUAAAUUUACAAAACUUAA
Messenger RNA from Drosophila rhopaloa, 1169 nucleotides. Its product is annotated as suppressor protein SRP40. Lineage: Eukaryota; Metazoa; Arthropoda; Insecta; Diptera; Drosophilidae. The record is from RefSeq and is a predicted model, not a curated record. Bases 68 to 1105 code for a protein of 345 amino acids. The transcript is spliced from 2 exons.